Cydia pomonella (codling moth) is the source of this 435-nucleotide messenger RNA. RefSeq lists its product as uncharacterized. Gene Ontology annotation, molecular function: catalytic activity. The record is from RefSeq and is a predicted model, not a curated record. Bases 1 to 435 code for a protein of 144 amino acids. Lineage: Eukaryota; Metazoa; Arthropoda; Insecta; Lepidoptera; Tortricidae. The transcript has a single exon.
AUGGGUGGUCUGCCCCUCUCCAGGGUGUCCUGCGGCUCUGGAUAUGUAGUGGCCAAACUGGGGGAUAUAACAUUAAUUGGUGUGUACUUCUCCCCUAACAGGCCACUGCAUGAGUUUGAGGCCUAUCUGGAGAGGCUUGGAAGGGCGGUGGCUGGUGCGGCUCCUUCCCCCAUAAUGGUCCUGGGGGAUCUCAACGCCAAAUGCGCCGCCUGGGGCUCCCCUAGGACCGACCCCAGGGGGACGGUACUUCUGGACUGGUUGGUCGGGCUCGGACUCGAAGUAGUCAACCGGGGCUCCGCCAACACCUGCGUGCGCCAGGGGGGCGGAUCAAUCGUUGACAUCACACUGGCUUCCCCAGUGGUGGCAGCGCGUACUGCAAACUGGCGGGUCCUAGAAGACACGGAGACCCUCUCUGAUCAUUAUACAUCAGAAUGA